AUGGCUAGUCUGAGAAAACGAAGGAUGGAUGUGAAUGAGUGUUGUCCUAGCUGCAAGGCAGAUAAGGAGAAUGGUAUCCAUGUUGUCUGGUUUUGUAAGCAAGCAAAGCAGGUUUGGCGUUCUUGGCAGGUAGCUAAAAGAAUAUCACCCGAAAGAUGGUGGAGCACUAAGGACCUCCUGCUGCUAGGUUUUAAUGUCCUGACUAAGCAGGAAUUCAUGAUAUUUGGGGUUCUCCUAUGGCUAAUAUGGAACAGAAGAAACUGUGGGCUGUUUAACACGCCCUGUAAACCAGUGGACCAAACGCUGGAUUGGGCCAAAGCCUAUGUUGAGGACUUUGAGAAAGACAAGCAAGGGAAGGACAAGAUCGAUCCUAGAAGAAGAGAGAAUGAGAACUUGGCCAGUGACAUGCGUUGGAUCCCACCAGAUAAGGGAGUUUUCUGCGUUAAUGUGGACGCAGGUUUUAGCAAUUCUGAACACACUUUUUCUUCUGGGGUAGUCAUUAGAAAUCACCAAGGCAAGGUCCUAGUGGCGAGCUGUAAUAGAUAUGAAGGGAAACCUAUGGUGAGUACAGGAGAAGCAGUGGCGAUUAGAGAUGGUUUUUGCAGAGCAAUGGAAGAAGGUCUAACUCCCUUUAUCCUCUACUCAGAUUCUAAGGUAGUAGUGGACCUCUUCACCAACAAAGAAUUGGUCUGUAAUGAAGCGAGCUUAAUAGUUCAGGAUUGCAUCUUUUUGAACUCAAGUAAGAUAUGUAAAAAUAUUUUGUAUGGCAGCAGAAACACUAAUAGGGUAGCUCAUCUCCUAGCAAGAAAGGCCCUAACUGAGCAUGCUGUGGCCAACAUAUGGAGAGAAUUUGUUCCUCCUAAUAUUCUUCAAUCUGUAAUGGUUGAUAUUCAGCUUAUUGAUUAA
This is a messenger RNA of Mercurialis annua (annual mercury), 906 nucleotides long. RefSeq lists its product as uncharacterized. Gene Ontology annotation, molecular function: nucleic acid binding; RNA-DNA hybrid ribonuclease activity. The transcript has a single exon. The coding region runs from base 1 to 906 and encodes 301 amino acids. The record is from RefSeq and is a predicted model, not a curated record. Lineage: Eukaryota; Viridiplantae; Streptophyta; Magnoliopsida; Malpighiales; Euphorbiaceae.